Symbiodinium sp. CCMP2592 is the source of this 309-nucleotide messenger RNA. Lineage: Eukaryota; Dinophyceae; Suessiales; Symbiodiniaceae. The record is from the annotation of a GenBank genome assembly.
AUGCAGCUGCCGCGCACGGUCGUUUUUUUCGUGAUGUACGUCGUCUUGCACCGCCGGCUUUGCUGUCACCACAGUCUGAUGGCCUCAGGUUGGGUGGACCGCGAGGGACUGCCCUUCCAGCUUGCAGCAGCACAGGGCAGAGCCCUGGCUGUGGAGGCAGCUGAUUCCGAUGCUGCCUUGCUCCGUUGCAUUGUUGGUGAUCCUUUUUGUGCUCCUCACCCUGGCAACGGCGUUGCUUCGAAGCGAAUGCCGAAUGCGCUGCAGCUGCCAGUUUGGCAGCCCUGGCUGCGGCUAGGGCCGAGCGCAUGA